Molecule: messenger RNA, 2202 nt
Organism: Gordionus sp. m RMFG-2023
Lineage: Eukaryota; Metazoa; Nematomorpha; Gordioida; Chordodea; Parachordodidae
Exons: 18
Coding region: 19-2202 (727 amino acids)
Source: RefSeq, a predicted model, not a curated record
UCGGCGCAAUAUUUGAAAAUGGAAUCUCUUAAUAGCUCUAAAUAUUCAUUCGAGACAUCGUAUAAAAGCCCCUCAGAAAAUGCCAUGUACAAUAAUGACAAUUCAAUGAUCAAUCUAUAUGGUAAAAGUGUAGCAAAAUCAAUCAAGCAGUAUGAAAAAGAAUUACGCGAAUACCAGCAACAAAACGUGGACUUGAAGUUUCAAGUUCACGAUAUGAAACAAUUAAUUCAGGAAUCAUGCAGAAUAGAUCCAAAACUUAUAUCUCUAUUCUCCAAAUUGAACCAAAAGUAUGCUAUUCACGACAUUAUAUCAAACGAAAAUUCGCAUCAAGCCUUAUCACAACAAGAUACGCAAGAGACCUUGCAACUCCCCAAAAUAAUGCACGAUGCCAUGACAGCAAUUUCGCCAUCAUUUUGUCAACAAAGUAAUGCAAGCGAGGAAUCCAUGUCUCAGUUUACAAUUGUUGAUUCUACCACCUUAGGUUUUUCACAAGAACCCGUCCCUCGUGAUGAUAAAUUUUUAAAGCUCUUGCAUGCAGCUAACUUACUACAAACCCACCUUAAAAUAAUAGUGGAUUAUUAUAUUAAGAUGCUUGAGCAGAAUAAAUCGUCAACAACCUUCAACUCUCUUAACACUUGCUCCUUUGACCGGGAGGAGUCCUAUGGUGAUCGUUCCUUUCAAAUCGAAAUGCCUAAUUUUGAUAGCCUGAACUUAAUCUUGGAAGAAGCAUCCGAUAUUAUCCAGGACAGUUUUUCUUAUGCUAACCAAUACAUAGAUUCAAACAAAACUCCUUGCGAUGUCAAUCAACACAAUGAAUAUCAAGUGCAGCAAAUUGACGUUGACACGGAUAACAAUCAAAAAGAUUACGUUUCCCAGAUUAAUUUUUGGAAGCAACAAGUUAUAAGCCUGAACCAAGACAAUAAAGAUUUAUAUGCUCUGAUGACCCAGGUCAAGAUGAGCUCAGAAGAAAAGAUGGCCCAAUGUAAUUCACAAGAAGCUAUUCGCAAUGGGGAUGCAUUAACCAAAUCUAUGAUCGAAGAUGUCGAUCAUAGGUGGAAACUAAAAACGUCUGCAUUAAUAAAUCAAUAUGAACAAAGAAUCAGUGAGUUACUGCAAGAGAUGCAGAAUUUUGAGCAUAUCAACAAAAAGUUGUCAGAAGACUUACAAUUUAAUAUUGCAGCCCAAAAUAAACUAGAGAAUGAUAUCCAGGUAGGACAAGAAAAUGUCUUGAAAAUUAACCCUGACAAUCAUAAAACAUCUUAUAAAUAUCUGAACAUGAAUCGGGAAAAUAAAAGCCUGAAAAACAAGAUAGCAGUAUUAGAGAUGUACAUAUCGCGGAAUGACAAAGCGAAAGUGGAAUCCGUUCACGAUAGUAAAGUAGUGGUGCCUACAUGUGACGAUCUAAAAUCAUUGCAGCAAAUAUCAAUAUCUACUGAUCAAGAUGGGUCAGUUGAUUCCAAUAUAUCGGCUAGUCAUGGCACACCCAAGGCUAAAAGUUUAACUGAAUUUAGCAUUUCUUCGCCUCCAAAUGAGGACAGUUCGGAAGAACCUUCAGAAAUUGCUGUCCAAAAAAUGGUCAAAUCUAAUUCAUAUAACAACCCAAAAAUCGCCAAUGAAAAUAAUUUAAAAAUAGUUAAAAAUAAACAUAAUAUGACAUGGCCUUCGAAAGAUUUAUCGUCUCAGCUGGUUAAUUUUAAAUGUUGCCCCUGUUUUACGACUGAAGAAUCUUCCUUACACGAUGUCGAAGUUCUAAUUAUUAAUGCCACAUGUUAUGAAAAUUUUACCAAACACUACAGUGAAAUAAGAAACCUGACUAUUAAACAGAAUAAGCCAUUGUCCGCUUUCUCAUUAUCGUUGAUGAAAUACAUGGCAAAAUGUGAAUUGGCCUUAUACGCCCAACCCAUUUGGAGGGGAGAAUUUAAAUCACUCGUAUCUUAUAUCAAAUCUCAAGUUAUUGAGGAAAAUCUUAAACUCAAAGAGACAAUAUCCGAAAUUACCGAUAAACUUCGUAAAUCGAAAGCUAGAAAAAAUAAUUUAGAAAGGGGUAUCAUGAAGCAAAUUGAUGACAAGACAAAUUACAAAAAAUCCAAGAGAAUAGCUACAAAGGCGGUGGCUAGGGCCAAAUCUAUGGCAUACGAUGACAUGUAUGAGGAACUAGAUAAAGAAGGGCAAAAUAAAAUAUACAGAUUAGCCAAACAGUGA